Rhopalosiphum padi (bird cherry-oat aphid) is the source of this 777-nucleotide messenger RNA. RefSeq lists its product as uncharacterized. Lineage: Eukaryota; Metazoa; Arthropoda; Insecta; Hemiptera; Aphididae. Gene Ontology annotation, molecular function: protein dimerization activity. The transcript has 2 exons. The coding region runs from base 1 to 777 and encodes 258 amino acids. The record is from RefSeq and is a predicted model, not a curated record.
AUGGCUGGUCAUGUAAAUGGUUUACAAGCUAAAGUUAAAGAGGUUGCUCCUAAUGCAUUAUUUACACACUGCUUAGCGCAUCAUAAUUUGUUUAAUACACUUCAAAAUAAGUCAUUUGAUAUGGAAUAUUGUAAGCGACAAAUAAAUAUAGUCUAUGAUCUCGUUAGUAAUAAAAGAAAUGAAUCUGAGUUUUUAAAAGUAUUUAACAAUGCGAUAGCGUUAACAAAACGCCCUAAGGCAACAAGAAAUAUGUCUAAUCCUGAAUUAAAUUAUAAAGUAUUAUAUUAUGAAAUACUAGACAAUAUUUUACAUCAGAUAAUCACGAGAUUACAAAAUACUGAUAAAUUGAUAUUUUUACAACUGGCCGAUGUUUCAAAAUUUAAAUACUAUUCUACAAAUUUUCCUGUAAAUGCAUUUGAAAAUCUGGGAGAAUCUUAUUCUGACAUAUUUGUUAAUAAUAACAAAUUAAAAACAGAGUUAGAAGUAUUAUACAGUGAUGAAAAAUAUCAAGAUUUACAUCAUGUUUAUGAUUUAGUAAAAAUAUUUGAAAGCAGUGGAUUAAAAGUAAUUUUACCUGAAGUAUGUAAACUAUUUUCUUUAAUAUUAACUAUACCAUCAACCAGCGUAUCAGUGGAAAGGAGUUUCUCCUGUCUAAAACGUAUAAAAACAUAUUUGCGUAACAGUAUUUCCCAAAAUCGAUUGAGUUCUCUUGCUAUAAUUUCAAUUGAAAAGGAGUUAGUUGACCAACUUAAACAUACUGGAGUGUUUUAUGAUUAA